GACCCCGACGGCCGGCCCGUGGUGGCCUUGUCCAGGAUGCUGUACCCCCAGCCGAAGGCGCUGACUCCCUCACGGAGCGAUGUCCUCGUGCUGACCCCCUGGCUGGCUCCCAUCGUGUGGGAGGGGACCUUCAGCCCUGAGAUCCUGGACGAGCAGUUCCGGCUGCAGAACGUGACCGUGGGACUGACCGUGUUUGCCGUCAAGAAGUACGUGGCAUUCCUGCGGCUGUUCCUGGAGACGGCGGAGCAGCACUUCAUGGUGGGCCACCGCGUCACCUACUACGUCUUCACCGACCGGCCGGCCGACGUGCCCCGCGUGCCGCUGCGGGAGGGCCGGCGGCUGGCGGUGCUGGCCGUGCGCAGCCACGCGCGCUGGCAGGACGUGUCCAUGCAUCGCAUGGAGACGAUCAGCCGCUUCUCGGAGCAGCGCUUCCGCCACGAGGUGGACUACCUGGUGUGCGCCGACGUGGACAUGAAGUUCCGGGACCACGUGGGCGUGGAGAUCCUCAGCCCGCUGUUUGGCACCCUGCACCCCGGCUUCUACAGAGCCGACCGCCAGGCCUUCACCUACGAGCGGCGGCCGCGGUCGCAGGCGUACAUCCCCCCGGACGAGGGCGACUUCUACUACAUGGGGGCCUUGUUCGGGGGCUCGGUGGCCGAGGUGCAGCGGCUCACCAGCGCCUGUCACCAGGCCAUGGUGCUGGACAAAGCCAACGGCAUCGAGGCCGUGUGGCAUGACGAGAGCCACCUCAACAAGUACCUGCUGUACCACAAGCCCACCAAGGUGCUGUCCCCCGAGUACCUGUGGGACCAGCAGCUGCUGGGCUGGCCCUCGGUCAUGAAGAAGCUGAGGUUCGUGGCUGUGCCCAAGAACCACGAGGAGAUGCGGAGCCCGUGA
Lepus europaeus (European hare) is the source of this 897-nucleotide messenger RNA. Its product is annotated as histo-blood group ABO system transferase 2-like. The transcript is spliced from 4 exons. The coding region runs from base 37 to 897 and encodes 286 amino acids. The record is from RefSeq and is a predicted model, not a curated record. Gene Ontology annotation, cellular component: Golgi apparatus; vesicle; membrane. Gene Ontology annotation, molecular function: glycoprotein-fucosylgalactoside alpha-N-acetylgalactosaminyltransferase activity. NCBI's taxonomy places the organism in Eukaryota, Metazoa, Chordata, Mammalia, Lagomorpha, Leporidae. Gene Ontology annotation, biological process: carbohydrate metabolic process.